Molecule: messenger RNA, 585 nt
Organism: Lecanosticta acicola
Lineage: Eukaryota; Fungi; Ascomycota; Dothideomycetes; Mycosphaerellales; Mycosphaerellaceae
Source: the annotation of a GenBank genome assembly
AUGCCUACGCAAAGACCUUCAUUCCUCGGCAACUUCCUCACAGCGUUUCGAGCACAUCCACAAGCACUCCCCAAAACGCAGUCUUCAAUAUCUUCGUCGACCGUGGGAGCGACGGCAGCCACCAUAUGGACGGCUGCCCCCCAGCAGAAUGUCAAGACGGCGUCGUCGGGCCCCGAAACGACAGUAGCAAGUCCCAGACCGAUCAACCCCAAGACCAAUCCGUAUAACGCGCAGACAAGCACGCCGGCUCAAGACCGCCAGCUAGUAGCUUCGUUGUCACCUCUCCAGCACAACGUCAGUCCGCAGACGCAUCUGCCUCGCUCCCCACCUUCGCCUGGUCUGCCCACAUAUGGGCCUCAAAACAAGCCCCAACCGAGCUAUCCUUCCGUGCAAGAAGCGAGGCGGUCACGGCGAGGCAGUGAUAGCAGUUCCGACUCGGGUGGAUUCAGAGAGGUCAGAGGAGGCGGCGAGAAAUGGUUCAUUGGUGGUCUGACGCCGGCUGGGGAAGAGAAGUACUACAAGCUGAGCAUGGUCAAGAGAGAUAAGAGCCUAGACCGUAUAUCCACUGAUCAGAUGAGUUUAUGA